Messenger RNA from Leptosia nina, 1146 nucleotides. NCBI's taxonomy places the organism in Eukaryota, Metazoa, Arthropoda, Insecta, Lepidoptera, Pieridae. The record is from the annotation of a GenBank genome assembly.
AUGGUUUACAAUUUCAAAGUGUAUAAAAAGUGUUCUCCUAAUGGAAAAAUAACGCUUUAUAUGCCCAAGCGUGAUUUUGUUGAUCACAUUUCUUAUGUUGAACCUAUUGAUGGUAUUGUAGUAGUCGAUGAUGAAUAUGUGCGUGGUCGAAAGGUCUUUGCGCAGGCCGUCUGCACUUUCCGCUAUGGAAGAGAAGAAGAUGAAGUUAUGGGUGUGAACUUUUACAAGGAACUGUACCUUGCAUCGGAGCAAAUUUAUCCUGCACCUGAAAAGCGGGCUUAUGACUUAACCCGUACUCAGGAAAGGCUGGUUAAGAAAUUGGGACAGUUUGCGCUUCCGUUUCGUUUAUCCGUCCCCGCUGGUUCCCCUGGAUCAGUUACCUUGCAGCCAGGUUUAGAAGACGAGGGCGAACCAUGCGGAGUGCAUUAUUACAUCAAACUCUUUGUUGGAGACACGGAGAUUGAUAGAUCUCAUCGUAGGAGCACUGUUGCCCUGGGAAUCCGUAAGAUACAGUUUGCACCAAACAAGCCAGGACCUCAACCAUGCACGGUUGUGAGGAAGGACUUUAUGCUGUCUCCAGGACAACUGGAACUUGAAUUGACUUUAGAUAAACAGCUGUACAUUCACGGCGAAACAAUUGCUAUCAACAUCAGCGUUCGUAACCAUAGCAACAAGGUGGUGAAGAAGAUCAAGGCAUGCAUUCUGCAGUCAGUGGACGUAGUCCUCUUCCAAAACGGACAAUACCGGAAUGUUGUCUGCAGUGUGGAAACUCAAGAUGGAUGCCCAUUGCAACCUGGUGCAAGUAUGCAAAAAGUUGUCCAGCUACGUCCAGAACUGACCCCAUUGCGUGAUCGCCGUGGGCUUGCCUUGGACGCGCAACUGAAACGACAUGACAGUUCACUUGCCUCGACCACUUUGCUUCUGGAACCAGAGCAGCGUGAUGCUUUUGGCAUCAUAGUGAGUUACAGCGCUAAGGUAAAACUGUAUCUUGGCGCUCUAAAUGGUGAACUUAGCGCUGAGCUGCCCUUCAUACUUAUGCAUCCAAAGGAGGGUCGCGGUAAACUUGUGCAAGCUGACAGCCAGGUGGACGUGGAGAUGUUCCGUCAGGACACCGUGAUCCACCAGGAGAGCAUCGACGUCUAUUGA